Pedinophyceae sp. YPF-701 is the source of this 339-nucleotide messenger RNA. The record is from the annotation of a GenBank genome assembly. NCBI's taxonomy places the organism in Eukaryota, Viridiplantae, Chlorophyta, Pedinophyceae.
AUGUUCUCCGCGGCGUCCACGUUCUCCGCGGCGCCCGUCCGGGGCGCCGGCCGCCCCCAGCGGGGCGCGUCGGUGCGCUGCGCGGCCUCUAAGUUCGCUCCAGGGGCCAAGGUGAAGGUCACCGCGCCGAUCACGGUGUACCACGUCCCGAAGAACAAGGACGGGAUCAUGAUCGAGGGCAUGGUUGGCGAGGUGGCGGACGACGUGAGUGAAUACAAGGGCAAGAAACUGUCCGCGACGUUCCCCGUCAAGGUCAAGUUCACCAAGGACAACGGCGCGGACGCCAAGCCCACGACCUUCAUGGUCCACAUGAUCGAGGACGAGCUCACGGAGGCGUGA